Molecule: messenger RNA, 1310 nt
Organism: Cephus cinctus (wheat stem sawfly)
Lineage: Eukaryota; Metazoa; Arthropoda; Insecta; Hymenoptera; Cephidae
Product: superoxide dismutase [Cu-Zn], chloroplastic
Exons: 3
Coding region: 397-1053 (218 amino acids)
Biological process (GO): removal of superoxide radicals
Molecular function (GO): copper ion binding; superoxide dismutase activity
Source: RefSeq, a predicted model, not a curated record
AAAAUUUAACUAGGGAUACGAUAAGUCGCAAUCAGCCGAUUCGAUUACUGGAUUCAUCCAAGUAUAUAUAUACCUAUAUCUAUUAAUAUAGAAAAAUCGAAUCGAAGGAUUCUUGUCAAUUCCAAGAUCGUCGAUACUUGCUCAUCGAUGAUCAAGGUCCUCGUAAGUCCUUUCGAGGUAUUUAUACGUAGUGCGCGUCUCUGCGGGAUUCACACGACGUUCGCCUCGUCCACUUGACGAACCACGGGAAUUACGUAAAAGCACCGUAACUGUGAAGGAUUGAUAACUGACUUUCGGUUGGAUUACACGGAAACAGUAAAAUACGUGGAACGGUGAAAAAAUUGGUGAAGGGUGUCCGAUAACGAUAACAGGAUUCUUUUUUUGUCAGUGGGAACAAUGUGGUUCGUGACUUCCUGCGUUAUCGGUUUGUGCCUGAUUUGGGAAGCGUUUGCUCUCCCUUAUGAAGGGAUGAUGAUCAACAUUAAUGAUAGGACGCUUUUCGUCAGGAGUCUUCCUGGAUAUCCGGGAACAAGGAGUGAUCUUUAUGAGGUCUACAUGGAACCGUAUCUUUUUGCAAUCGGGCUAAAAGCUGUCGUGGAAGUAAAGGCUCUAGGGGAGGAUGGUUCACCAACAGAAGGACCUAAAGGUGUCCUCACUCUGGAGCAACGACCUGAAGGCGUCAGGGUGACAGGAACAAUAACCGGUUUAACUCCAGGCUUACAUGGUUUGCACGUUCACGAAAAGGGUGACUUAAGAAAUGGAUGUACCUCAGCAGGGGCUCAUUUCAAUCCCUACAAGGUCAAUCAUGGCGCACCGAGUGACCCUCUACGUCAUGUGGGUGACUUGGGUAACAUUGAAGUAAAUGCUGAUGGAGUAGCAGACAUCGACGGCAUGGAUCACUAUUUGACAUUGAUUGGCGCAAGAGGAGCAAUCGGUCGAGCGCUAGUAGUUCAUGCCAAGCCUGAUGAUCUUGGUCGAGGUGGAACAGAAGAUAGUAUUAAUACUGGAUCAGCCGGAGCUCGUGUGGCCUGUGGUGUUAUUGGUUUUUUAUAAACUCCAAUUAAAUAUAUAUCCAUCUUGCACACUUUAGCAUUCUUAAGACGUUACGUUAGAUUUUGUACUUAAAUAUAUAGACAAUCAAGAUUUCCUUGAGACUACGUCUUCAUCAAUAAAGCAUCAAUAAGAAGAUUAGAAUUUCAUGACUCAACGAUAAACAUAUAAUGCGAGGCACAAUGAUAUGCCGUUCAAUGAAGAAACAUAAUUGAUAUGAAUUUUGUUACAUGUAAUAAAAAUUGUUAAAUGAUUUCGAA